UGUUCAUCUUCCGGAUUCAGUAGAAGAAGAAAAAAUAAUCAGAUAUAUCACAAAAUGGAGGUUGUUGUUCAGCAAGAAAGUGGUGGUCCCGAUGGAAUAAGUCCAGGAGUUGUUGCUAAUGCUGUGGCCAACAUUCCUGGAGGUCCUGGCCAGUCUUUCGUGGGACACGAUGUGGAGAUGUUGGAUUUCCAGCGCGAUGCCGUAGAAAUCGAGCAAAAUAAUAGUUGCGAUCAUCCGACCUCGUCUGACCACGAAGCCGAUCUACAGAGAAACGAAUUGAUCACGGAAAUGAAGAAGAUUCCUAACUGCAAUGAGAGCGAUCCCAUUGUGGCGGGUUCAGAUAACACAAUUCAGAAGAAGAUUCCGCCUGCUCAUGUAGUUACUACGGCUAAAAUGAUCGACGAGAUGGAAGAACCUGCUCAACAUAAUGUGCGGGAAGCCUCCAGUUGUCCAGAAGCGUCGUUUGACCUUUGGGGAACUUUUGUUGUAUCGCCACCGGAUAUAGCUCAGGUCAGCGGCGAAGAAUAUCGUCUAGUUGAAGAGAAUAGAAAAAUGCCCAUGAUCGUUCCUUCGGCGCGAUUUCCUCCCCCACCAGACGAAAGACGUGAAGACGAGGAGGAGCAUUCGAUAGGUAGUAUCGUACAGAAUGCA
This is a messenger RNA of Amoebophrya sp. A25, 651 nucleotides long. Lineage: Eukaryota; Dinophyceae; Syndiniales; Amoebophryaceae. The record is from the annotation of a GenBank genome assembly.